CCUACAUCACGCAUACGUCAGAGGUCGAAGGUGAACGCUGACAGGAGGGCUCGUGCUUGGAAGGAUCGCGGGAAACGUCUCAAAACAAAUCGGACCUGGAGAGCACGCGGGCAACUUCUGGAAGAGUGUGGCCUUAUGGAUUAGCCAAACUGAUCGAUCAGAUCAAUAGCAGCGUUUGGUCUACGUUAACAGCCCUCAGCAGCUCCACAUUACGCCCGUAACGUUAGCUCAGGCUAACACGACGGUGUGAGCAGGCGCUAAUCUGCUAGCACGAGCGGCCGGCGGGGUGUGAGCACUCGGUCACCGGUGAGUGAAAUGGCGGAGAGGCCGGAGGAUCUGAACCUUCCCAACGCGGUGAUCACCCGCAUCAUCAAAGAGGCGCUCCCCGAUGGAGUGAACGUGUCGAAGGAAGCAAGGAGAGCCAUAUCCCAAGCCGCCAGCGUGUUUGUGCUGUACGCAACAUCCUGUGCAAAUAACUUUGCCAUGAAAGCCAAGCGUAAAACUCUGAACGCUGGAGACGUUUUGGCUGCGAUGGAGGAAAUGGAGUUUGAACGCUUCCUGGAGCCUCUGAGAGAAGCUUUGGAGGUGUAUAAGAAGGGCCAGAAAGGAAAGAAGGAGGUUUCUGAGCAGAAGCGCAAAGACAAAGAGAAGAAGGCCGACUCUGAGAACGAUAAGGGCAGGGAGGAGGAAGAGGAGGAGGAGGAGGAGGAGGAGCGCAUGGAGGAGGAGCCUGAAGCUGAGGAUGAAGCAGAGGAAGAGGAGGUGGAGAACUGAUCAAGCCCUGAUGGCUGAUCAAUGAAAUGCACUUGUGCCACCUCCUCUGGGCUUUGGCCGGAUGUGAUGUGUUUGAGUGACGCUUGGUCAUCACAGAGCCCCCAUGAAUCAGUACAUCCACCUUCACAGUGCAGCAGUGAGCCCGUAAGAGGUGAGGUCACGUUUCUGAGGGGGUGCAGCUGCCGUUUUGCAACUCGGUGACAAACGAAGCACAAAGAAACUCCAUCCUCCUCCUCACCUUUUGUCUGCAAUCAUUUUGUAUUUUUAAUCAUUUUUGAUACAAACACUGUUUUUGUUUUGUUUUGUUGUUUUGGUUUCUGUAACUGGAUUUCUUGAGAGUAAAUAAUAUGCAGCAGUUAGGCAGUCAAACACAAAGACGACUGAUUCGGGAUCUGAUCUGUCCUCGGUCCACCAGCAGCACACUUUGGUGAAGGUGCUUUUCAUGCAGUUCACCACCAGAGGGAGCGCGAACACAGGCGGUCAUUUGAGCGAAACUUCCCCUGCCUUCUCUGUGAUGCUGAUCAAAACGUUUUUAUUUAAUAAAUUCUCAAAUAUUAAAACGUCUAAACAUCAGAAGCGGCACAAGAGUCUAAGAAUAGAAAACGUCAGUCAGACGUGCAGUUUGAUGCUGGCCUUCGGUGUAAAUUCACACUCGCCGGGACGUUCUGGCUUUUUGAUUGCUUUUCACUGAUGCGCAUACACACCGAUUGGCAGAAUAUUAGAAACACACACCAAACUGACCGAGUUAAUGUGAGAAACGCGUUGCUGAAUGUCAUUUUCACACCUUUCCUCCCUGUGACGGCUGCAGUGGACUGUUGGACAGCUUGGACACAUUACUUCAUACGCAGUAGAAAGUGUUCCGGUGCGCCUUUUUGUUGCUUAUCUGUAGAGUUUUUGAACCAUUUAUACUUUUGUAGAGUUGUACAUGACUGCUGAAGAUUUUCAAUAAAUAUUUUGUACUAAAA
Molecule: messenger RNA, 1739 nt
Organism: Scatophagus argus
Lineage: Eukaryota; Metazoa; Chordata; Actinopteri; Scatophagidae
Gene: pole3
Product: polymerase (DNA directed), epsilon 3 (p17 subunit)
Exons: 5
Coding region: 316-774 (152 amino acids)
Biological process (GO): leading strand elongation; DNA damage response; heterochromatin formation
Cellular component (GO): CHRAC; epsilon DNA polymerase complex
Molecular function (GO): protein heterodimerization activity; chromatin DNA binding
Source: RefSeq, a predicted model, not a curated record